Molecule: messenger RNA, 1034 nt
Organism: Dendrobium catenatum
Lineage: Eukaryota; Viridiplantae; Streptophyta; Magnoliopsida; Asparagales; Orchidaceae
Exons: 4
Coding region: 377-730 (117 amino acids)
Source: RefSeq, a predicted model, not a curated record
GACCAAGAAUUGUACGGAGCGAAGGCAACGAUCAACGUAUGGGAGCCGUCCAUUCAGGUCGGGAACGAGUUCAGCUUAUCGCAGAUUUGGGUCUUAUCCGGCUCUUUUGACGGCUCUGAUCUUAAUAGCAUCGAAGCCGGAUGGCAGUCAGGUCAGCCCUGAGCUUUAUGGAGACAGCAGACCCAGGUUCUUCACUUACUGGACGAGUGAUGCCUACCAAGUGACAGGAUGCUACAACCUCCUCUGCUCUGGAUUCAUACAAACUAACAAUAAGAUAGCCAUUGGAGCUUCGAUAUCUCCGAUCUCAUCGUUUGAUGGCAAUCAAUUUGAGAUCAGCAUUCUUAUUUGGAAGGAUCCAAAGCUGGGAAACUGGUGGAUGAGCUUUGGUGACGAUUUGCUGGUUGGCUACUGGCCAGCAGAGCUGUUCACUCACUUAACAGAUAGAGCAACAAUGGUGGAGUGGGGUGGUGAGGUUGUCAACACUCGUUCCGAUGGCAAGCACACAUCGACUCAAAUGGGUUCGGGUCGGUUCGCCGAGGAGGGUUUCACUCGGUCCAGCUAUUUUCGCAACCUUGAGAUUGUUGAUGCUGAUAAUAGCCUGAGUCCUGUUCAGUCUAUCACUACACUUGCUGAAAACCCAAAUUGCUAUGACAUCAAGAGCUCUUCCAGCUCUGAAUGGGGCACCUACUUCUACUAUGGUGGACCUGGGAGCAAUCCCAAGUGCUUGUAAUUUGGCCCAACACUUAGCAACUCCUGUUCACAAUAUCAAGUUCAUUUUUCAGUUCUUUUUUUUGGUCCCUUUCUCUCUCUUUAUCAAUACAAGCCUAUUGGCAAUGCAAUGUGCAGUCUCAAUGUAUUAAGGUGCUGAUAUAUGUUGUUUUGGUGCUGCAGAUAGGGGGUUUAUGAGUUUGUUUUGUUUCUAUUUUUUGUUUGCCCCAGUGUACCAGUUUUCAUGCUUCACCUGCUACAGUAGCAAACAUUUAUGUGCACCAACUGCACACAAUUAAAACUAUAUGAAUCUAUUUAUUGCUACA